Messenger RNA from Durusdinium trenchii, 1824 nucleotides. The record is from the annotation of a GenBank genome assembly. Lineage: Eukaryota; Dinophyceae; Suessiales; Symbiodiniaceae.
AUGGGCUGCAGCUGGAGCAAAAGUGGGUCGAUACCUCAAACACCAUGUGUCACCAUGUGGGUGAUUAAAGUCUCGGACUUUCUGGACAUGGAUUUUCCUUUACCCCAACAUGAGGAAUGUCUUGCAGCUGGCCUUCUGCAUCGCGCCAACAAAUCGGUGUGGUGCAUUUUUGUAUCACACCAAUGGCUCGGGAAGAGACACCCGGACCCGGGUGGACAUCAAUUUAAAGUCUUGCAAGAUGCCUUGAGAAAUGUCAUUGCAGGGACCACCAAGGUGUCGCGAGAUAUCGCGAGCGAGUUCUACGGGGAUUCUCAUAGCAUGUCAGAUGAGGAUCGAGGACGACUACGUAACGCCUACCUGUGGCUGGACUGGCUCAGUGUUCCUCAGCAUCGAGUUGCCGUUGACCAAGUCUCCGAUCUUCCUGAUUCGAUGCUAUCCCACAGAGCUGUUCUGGAGAAACGUGGACGGCUUACAACGCAGGAUGUGCACAUUUUGUCCAUUCCUGAUUAUGUACAGUACUCGGAUGUGUUUCUGGCUUUGACCCCAGUCUUGCCUCACAAUGACACUGGUGAGCGGUGCAACUACUGCAGCUGGUUCGAGCGAGGUUGGUGUCGGAUGGAAAUGUGGUGCAAGAUGCUCUCGGAGAAAGCCAGCAGCGCCAGCAUGCCGAUGAUCGUGGUCUCAGCGCCCGACCGAGUGACCCUCGAAACGCCUCUCCACUGGACGGAUCGUCCUCCACAUGAAGGAAGGGUCACCUUCGAAGCGGAUCGUGCGGUGAUCUUUUCCAUCAUGAAGCAUCUGCUCCAGCAGAGGCUCAAGUUCCUGGCAAUGCAAAACAAGAAAGACAGCUACUACUACCUCUUGGCAAAGUACGAGACCAUGCUCGGCUUGCCAAGGUGUGAACGAUCUUUAUCAGAUUUCCUGGUGUACUUCGGCUUUGGCUCCAAUCUUGCAUCUGCGAAGAAGUGCAAUAGGAACAUUGGGCCCAUGGCAUGUGCAGUGAUCUCCGGAGAUUGGGCGAUCAUCCCCAAACUUCACGAGAAUGGUUUCUCUGUAAACAUCCAUUUGAAGCCCAUGAUCGAUGUGCGAAUUAUGUCAAGCCUUACUCUCGUACAUUUGGCCGUUGAUGUGAGUUGGAGGCAGCCUAAAGUAUUGGAAACCUUAUUGAAGCUGAAAGCAGAUCCCAAUUCCACAGAUGAUGUCGGCUAUCCCGUCCUGGGCUUCUGUCGGACGCAACGCGAUGUGGAAUUGCUCGUGGCGAGCAGAGCGGACGUGAACCUGCGAAAUGCUCCAUCCAAGCAACUGGCAAUCAGUGUGGCUUGUGAGUAUUGUCAACCGCCAGAGGUGAUUUCGAAGUUGUUGGCCUGUGGCUCCCUCAUCGAUCCACCUGACAACGGCGGCUUGGGCUGUCCUCAUCCACUGGCUUUCUUGAGUAUUUGGGCGACCGCAAACCCGGAUGUCUUGGAGGUGGCUCAGAUGCUCAUUUCAGCCAGAGCUGACGUGAACCAACAAUGUGUGGCCAGUGGAUACUGGCGAGCACUCGAAAUGGCAAGUCGAGCCUAUCUCCAAGUUUGCGAUUCCUCUUCCACCUUGGUGCACUACUUCGCCGAAUGGAGUACGACACCUUUGGGAAUGGCUUGCUUUUUUGGCAGUGAAGAACUGGUUGAUCUUCUCCUCACCGCACGGGCAGAUCCACAUCGCCGCAACCGUCGUGGGCACACGCCCAUACAGUUAGCGCAAACACAAAGAGUUUUAGAAGUGAUUGAUGCCAGGCUAGCACAUUCACAAGCUGAUCGGUCAAGCUGUUCAGCCUUUUCCGUCUAG